CCACUUUAACUACGAACGUAAUACGCGUAGGUCCCCCGGAUUCGUCUCGUACACGCUGGGGCGAUCCCUUCGUGCUCUUUGCUUCUCUGCACCCAAAUUCUCUCUUUCUCUCUCAAUCUAUCUAUCUAUCUAUCUAUCUCUGUCUCUGUUCCUCCCUUCUUCGUUCUUUCUCCAGCACACGUGUGUAUAUGUUUUUCUAUGUGUACACUGUCAUUCGGAGCAGAGAACGUAACCUUGAAAAGCCCACCCUCGGAGCGCAAGUUCAAUCGCAGCGGCCGAAGCAACGCUUUUUUUCCGCUAACACGGAUGAUAGAGAAAAUUCGCGACAAAGGCGGCCGAUCACAUCGAUCAUAAUCGAUGAUAAGAUGUCGACGUAGGUGAUCGGGAAAUAGUACGGAGAGGUGACGUCUAGAAGCUGGUGCUAGAGGGUAAGCCGUGCAUUUUUAGGUUAGGCCAGAGAGACGGAAAGUUUUCGGAACGCUCAGAAGCAGCGAAGAUGUUCCUUCGGAUGUAAAUGGUGAACGACGCUGUUGCGAGCGAGAGUAGUAUUAUAUGAGAGGCAGCAUGGUUCAAAGGUCGGUCGCGCCCAAGCGCAAUGUUAGGAUUUUGUUGAUCGGUGAUCGCGGGGUCGGCAAGACCUCCCUAAUUUUAUCGUUGGUCAGCGAAGAAUACGCCGAGGAUGUGCCCUGCAAGGCGGAGGAAAUCACGAUACCGGCGGACGUUACGCCCGAACAAGUGCCUACACACAUUGUUGAUUAUUCAGCGGCGGAACAGACAGAGGAUCAGUUGUCGGACGAAAUCCAAAAGGCACAUGUAAUUUGCGUUGUAUAUUCUGUAGUGGACGAGGAUACAUUGGAUAGAACUGCUACUUACUGGUUACCAAUGAUCAGACGAUGUUCAACUAAUAAUCGUUGUCCAAUUGUACUUGUGGGAAAUAAAAUAGACCUUGUCGAUUAUUCUACUAUUGAGGCCGUAUAUCCUAUAAUGAAAGAAUUUACCGAGAUCGAGAGUUGUAUCGAGUGUUCCGCCAAAACUUUGCAAAAUGUAUCAGAAACUUUUUAUUAUGCACAAAGAGCUGUUUUACAUCCUACCACCCCAUUGUACAAUUAUGAUACCCAAGAGCUCACAGAGGAAUGUAAAACUGCUCUCCAAAGAAUUUUUAAAAUAUGUGACUUGGAUAACGAUGGUCUAUUAAACGAUAUGGAGCUCAAUGCAUUUCAGCAGUGGUGCUUUAACACUCCGCUACAACCACAGGUCCUGGAGGAUGUGAAAGCUGUAUUAUCAAAAAAUAUUCAGGAUGGAAUCUGCAAUGGAUGUGUUACAAUGAAAGGUUUCAUGUAUCUCCAGUGCUUGUUCAUACAACGUGGACGAAAUGAGACUACUUGGGCAGUAUUGAGGAAAUUUGGUUAUGACAAUGAAUUGCAAAUGUCAAAAGAAUAUAUAAAUCCUCCUUUAAAGGUUCCUUCUGGAUGCACAACCGAGUUGUCUCACAAAGGUCAGGAGUUUUUAACGUUAUUGUUUAUGCAACAUGACAGAGAUCGGGAUGGUGCUCUCUCACCACCAGAAUUGGAAUCGUUAUUUUCAAGGUGCCUAACUCCACCAUGGGGUGACGAGUACAAGUAUACUGUCCCAACCAAUGAAAAGGGUUGGCUUACAUUUCAAGGAUAUGUGUGUCAAUGGGCGCUAUUAACUCUUACCAAUGUGCGCAAAGCAUUAGAAUAUAUGGCAUAUCUAGGCUACAAUAUGUAUAAUAACGAAUGUCAGACUAACGCAGUUUUAGUUACCCGCGAGAAAAAACUGGAUUUGGCGAAAAAGCAAUCGAGCAGGAAUGUGUACAGUUGUCACAUCAUUGGUCCGAAGAGUAGCGGAAAAACGACAUUAUGCAGAACGUUUAUUGAUCCCAAGCUCGAGAAAUUAACUGAUGAGUCGGUCCCAUCGAAUGCACAUGUAACGGUAAACACCGUUCACGUGUACGGUCAGGAGAAGACAAUCAUCUUGCGGGACAUAAAUAUAAUGAACGUUCAGGAUGCUUUAACUCCGGCACAAAUUCAAUGCGAUGUUGCAGCUCUCGUUUACGAUGCUAGUAAUCCAAAAUCGUUUGAAUUUAUUGCCCGAGUCUAUAUUAAAUAUUUUGCAGAUAGUAAGAUACCUGUUCUUAUCAUAGCAAAUAAGAGCGAUCUUUCCGAAGUGAAACAAGAGUACUUGCUGCAGCCAGUAAGUUUUUGCAAAAAGUACAAACUGAUGCCACCGCAACCGUACAGCAUCUCCCGCACCGUACGACGUGAAAUCUUCGUUAAACUAGCAACAAUGGCAGCUUUCCCCCGAUUUCAAGGAGCAUGGGUAUUAUUUUACAGAGACAGUCCUUUGAGGCGUAUGGUCCACAUGUUGCUUGACAAAUCCUCACCCACUCAAUGGUGGAGUUCUUUUACAAGGCAUAUAAAUCAAUUUGGACUCAUGCAAGGGGACUCCAUUGUCUGGUGGAAAGCUGGCCUUGGAAUUGCAGUCGCCACUGUCGCGGGCUUCGUGGUGAUGCGUGUAUUGAACACAGAAAAAAGAUAGUCUACCAUAUCCAUUUUCUUGCACAUUUAACUGCCUCCUUUAACCGAGUAUAAAGCCGUCUUUGAGAAACGCGUUAAGUUAAUAAACUAUGUUCUUAAAUCAUUAA
Messenger RNA from Megalopta genalis, 2665 nucleotides. RefSeq names its product mitochondrial Rho GTPase (gene Miro). The record is from RefSeq and is a predicted model, not a curated record. Gene Ontology annotation, cellular component: mitochondrial outer membrane. Gene Ontology annotation, biological process: mitochondrion organization; small GTPase-mediated signal transduction. NCBI's taxonomy places the organism in Eukaryota, Metazoa, Arthropoda, Insecta, Hymenoptera, Halictidae. Gene Ontology annotation, molecular function: calcium ion binding; GTPase activity; GTP binding.